Prunus armeniaca (apricot) is the source of this 531-nucleotide messenger RNA. The record is from the annotation of a GenBank genome assembly. Lineage: Eukaryota; Viridiplantae; Streptophyta; Magnoliopsida; Rosales; Rosaceae.
AUGCAUGUUCAUUGGAUUGAUGAAAGGAAGAAGAGCUGGAAGUUUAUGGAACGUGAAACUCAUAAAACUUCAUUUUCAAGGGAUGUUGUCUUUGGUGACAUUUCUUCCUAUUAUGAGAGGAAAGAUGUUGUUGUUGACCCUGGAUUGGUCGAGUCCCUGCCUAUUUCAUCAAAUAAAAAUUGGGGAGCUGGCAUUGACGGUGAAAAUGGUGAGGAAGCAGUAGAUGUACCAUCUCUUAGAAGAUCACAAAGAAAAGUUGUGAAGCCAGCUCGACCAGCUGAUGACAAUGAGCCAUCUUGUUUUGAUGAAGCUCAUGGCAAGAAGGAUUGGGAGCAAGCUAUGGAUGAGGAGAUGAAUGCCAUAAUUAAAAAUGAGACUUGGGAUCUUGUUCUAGUUCCAGUGACAUGCAAAUGGGUCUAUAAAAUAAAACGCAAAGCGAAUGGAAGUAUAGACCGCUUUAAAGCAAGACUUGUUGUUCGCGGUUCUUCACAAAAUAUGGGGAAAACUAGAAGAAACUUUCAGUCCGGUUGA